Molecule: messenger RNA, 822 nt
Organism: Limulus polyphemus (Atlantic horseshoe crab)
Lineage: Eukaryota; Metazoa; Arthropoda; Merostomata; Xiphosura; Limulidae
Gene: mRpL30
Product: 39S ribosomal protein L30, mitochondrial-like
Exons: 3
Coding region: 21-623 (200 amino acids)
Biological process (GO): translation
Cellular component (GO): mitochondrion; large ribosomal subunit
Molecular function (GO): structural constituent of ribosome
Source: RefSeq, a predicted model, not a curated record
ACUCCAGUAGUUCGAACAAUAUGGCGGUUCUUAGACGUCUAGUUUAUGGAAUAAAUGGUAGUUUUAAUUUGGGUAAUAUUUCGUUUAUGGGCCAGAGCUUGUGUAGAAACCAUAUAAUGCAACAUAAUGUUAUUAAGCCAGAGUGGUCAGACUUUAGGUUUAUUGGUUAUGUACAAGAUGCAGAGGAAGAACGAGAUAAAAUAUUUCAGCAAGUAAAGGAGAUUCGAAGGAUGAGAGAAGGUUCAUUCAAUCCAGCUAAAUUACAUUUAGUCCAGCGAGUUAAAAGUUUGUAUGGCAGGCCAUACUGGGAGAAGUUAACCAUGAAGAACUUGAAGUUAGAUGGAAAGCCAAGCAGCUAUGUGAUUUUGAAGAAUACCCCAUCUAUAAAUCGAACUUUGUGGACUGUGAAGCAUCUGAUUAAAGUCAAACCUAUAACUUUUCCAUAUGGUCUUCCAAAAGAAGGUGAUUACAGUGGUACUUUUCUAAAACCAAGUGGUGAAAUGUUUGUCUCUCAGAAGCUUAAAGUAAAUCCAGAAUGUUUAUUAGAAAAUCCUAAAAGAGAACAGGUAAAAAUGGACACUGAAACAUUGAAAAAAGAACUUAGAAGAAAAUGGGUUACAUGAAGCUAUUACAUGAAAAGAAAAUCUUAAGUGGAGUGAGGAUAGUAUGCUUAGAUAUGAAGUGUUUGCUUCUCAAACAAUGACAAGAAAUGUCACUGCUAAAAUAUAACAUGUAUUUCAGAAAGAAAUAAAGGAAUUCAUAAGUAGUGUAAUGCUCAGAAACCUUCAGUGUUUUUCACUGCUUAUGUAUGAUUACAUAACA